AUGUCCACCUUCAGCGCGCUCCGAUGCGGCGUCCGCGUCGACCGAUCAGCCCAAACCCCUUUCCUCGGACUCCGGCCCGGCGCGACGAGGAGAAGGGUCGCGGGUUGGCGCGAGGACUCACCGCUCGCGCCCCCCGACGGAGCCUCCAAGAAGAAAUCGAAGCGCGACAAGCGCAAGGGCGCCGCGACGCCCAGGGUCGAGGGGGGCGGUAAGGGCGAGGUGGACGGCGCCGAGCUCAGCACCAUCGACCUCGGCCAGGGUAAGUCCGCGGCGCUGUACGUACCGACCAACGUGGCGGAGGUGGAGGGCGCCGUGAGCGCGGAGGGUGUCAAGCAGCUCCUGGACAUGUACAAGGAUUCCCUCUACGGCGCCGGCGACGUGGUGUGGCCCGCGUCGAUCGCCCUGAGCCGACUCAUCGCGCACUGCCCGUCCCUCGUCAAAGGCAAGGCCGUGCUCGAGAUCGGCAGCGGGCUCGGGCUCUGCGGGUGCGUCGCGGCGGCGGCGGGCGCGAGCCGGGUGGUGAUGACAGACAUCGACGGGGACAUGCUCAGACUCGCCGCUGCGUCUGCUGACGCUAACGGAUCCGCUAACGUCGAGACCAUGACGCUGGACUGGGGCCAGAGAGAGUCGUGGCCCAAAGGCGAGUUCGACGUCGUCAUCGCGGCGGACGUGCUGUACGACGGGGACGCGGCGGCGGCGGUGGCGGGGGUGGCGGGGAGAUGCCUUCGCGGGGGCGGUGUUGGGUCGAUGGCGAUUGUGUGCGACCCGGCGCAGCGGACCCACCGGGGGACUUUCGCGGAGGAGGCGCGGGGGGUUGACCUGGAUGUGGUGGACGCGGACUUUCCGGGGCACCCGGACAUGCGGCUGCUGCAGGCGACCAGGGUGGAGCUGACCGCGGGGGCGUGA
This is a messenger RNA of Micromonas commoda, 906 nucleotides long. RefSeq lists its product with no specific name. The transcript has a single exon. Lineage: Eukaryota; Viridiplantae; Chlorophyta; Mamiellophyceae; Mamiellales; Mamiellaceae. The record is from RefSeq and is a predicted model, not a curated record. Bases 1 to 906 code for a protein of 301 amino acids.